Messenger RNA from Notolabrus celidotus (New Zealand spotty), 1953 nucleotides. It is a transcript of the gene cct4, whose product is annotated as chaperonin containing TCP1, subunit 4 (delta). Lineage: Eukaryota; Metazoa; Chordata; Actinopteri; Labriformes; Labridae. Bases 194 to 1804 code for a protein of 536 amino acids. Gene Ontology annotation, biological process: protein folding. Gene Ontology annotation, cellular component: chaperonin-containing T-complex. Gene Ontology annotation, molecular function: ATP hydrolysis activity; ATP binding; ATP-dependent protein folding chaperone. The transcript is spliced from 13 exons. The record is from RefSeq and is a predicted model, not a curated record.
GCGCCGCGCAGUUUGACAGCCGGGUCCUUCUUCUCUGCAACGGCCGGCGGCUCUCGAAGGUUCUAACAGGGACCGGGUGGAGAAUCCUUAAUCUGAGUCCAUCUGAAGCCGAACCGAGCUGUACAGGUCCCGGGACGAUCCAGAACCCUUCUGAAGACUCAUCUUCACAUUUACCAUCGAGUAUAAAGUUACGAUGCCCGAAGCUAAAGCGGGACUAAGAGUUUCAAACAUGAGCAAGUACAAAGGAGGGGCGUAUGUGGACCGCGACAAGCCGGCCCAGAUCAGGUUCAGUAACAUCUCUGCUGCUAAAGCUGUCGCAGAUGCCAUCAGAACGAGCCUGGGGCCCAAAGGCAUGGACAAGAUGAUCCAGGAUGAGAAAGGUGAUGUGACCAUCACCAACGACGGCGCCACCAUCCUGAAGCAGAUGCAGGUUCUCCACCCUGCGGCCAAAAUGCUGGUGGAACUAUCAAAAGCCCAGGACAUCGAGGCCGGUGACGGCACCACCUCUGUUGUGGUGAUCGCUGGAGCUCUGCUGGACGCCUGCUACAAACUGCUGCAGAAAGGUAUCCACCCCACCACCAUCUCCGAGUCGUUCCAGAAAGCCGUGGACAAAGGCGUGGAGGUUCUGACGGGCAUGAGCCGGCCGGUGCAGCUGAGCGACCGCGAGACGCUGCUCAACAGCGCCACCACGUCGCUGUGCUCCAAGGUGGUGUCGCAGUACUCCAGCCUGCUGGCGCCCAUGAGCGUGGACGCCGUCAUGAGAGUCAUCGACCCCGCCACCGCCACCAGCGUGGACCUGCAGGACAUCAAGAUCAUCAAGAAGCUCGGUGGGACCAUCGAUGACUGCGAGCUUGUAGAGGGUCUGGUGCUGACACAGAGGGUGGCCAACAGCAGUGUGACCCGUGUGGAGAAAGCCAAGAUCGGUCUCAUCCAGUUCUGUCUCUCUCCUCCUAAAACUGACAUGGAUAACCAGAUCGUGGUGUCGGACUACGCUCAGAUGGACCGCGUGCUGCGGGAGGAGCGCUCCUACAUCCUCAACAUGGUCAAACAGAUCAAGAAGGCCGGCUGCAACGUGCUGCUCAUUCAGAAGUCCAUCCUCAGAGACGCCCUGAGCGACCUCGCCCUGCACUUCCUCAACAAAAUGAAGAUCAUGGUGGUGAAGGAGAUCGAGAGAGAGGACAUCGAGUUCAUCUGCAAGACUCUCGGCACCAAGCCCAUCGCCCACAUCGACCACUUCACUCCAGAGAUGCUCGGCACGGCAGAGCUCGCCGAGGAGGUCAACCUGGACGGCUCGGGCAAGCUGGUGAAGAUCACAGGCUGCGCCAGCCCUGGGAAGACGGUGAGCAUCGUGGUGCGAGGCUCCAACAAGCUGGUGAUCGAGGAGGCCGAGCGCUCCAUCCACGACGCUCUGUGUGUCAUCCGCUGCCUGGUGAAGAAGAGGGCUCUGAUAGCCGGCGGCGGCGCUCCAGAGAUCGAGCUGGCGGUGCGUCUGGCAGAGUACUCGCGCGCACUCGGCGGCAUGGAGGCGUACUGCGUGCGGGCGUACAGCGACGCCCUGGAGGUGAUCCCCUCCACGCUGGCUGAGAACGCCGGUCUGAACCCCAUCUCCACCGUGACGGAGCUCCGCAACAGGCACGCUCAGGGAGACAAGGUGGCCGGCAUCAACGUCCGCAAGGGAGGAAUCUCCAACAUCCUGGAGGAGCUGGUGGUUCAGCCUUUACUGGUUUCCAUCAGCGCUCUGACCCUGGCCACAGAGACGGUCCGCAGCAUCCUCAAGAUCGACGACGUGGUGAACACCCGAUAAGAGAUUCCCGUCUGUCCCGUGAGUUCUGUUCUAAGCCUGCUCGUACCGUGAGGGAUCAGAGGACAUCGGUCCGUUCAGAUUUCCACUGUAGUUGUUACGUUGCAUAAUUUAAUAAACAAGGCUUGUCUUUUUUUUUUGUUGACACUCCA